AUGUGUGCCAAGUUUGGUCCGGAUCGGUUGAAGAAAGGAAUUUUCAAUUCGGAACAUACGGCAGAGCCGGAUCAGUUUGUCAACUUCGAAGGUCACGAACGCAAGAUCUCUGGUAAAAAUGCGACUGCAUCAUGUUUUUGUUCAUUCCCAGACGAUCAUGAAGGGAUUGACGAUCGUUACCUUCCAAUAUGUAUGGAUUGUGCGCAUCUGGAAAAGCUUAUGUCAAAUCUGCCUUUAAUAUUUGCUGUGCGGUCUUAUAUAAUGAAUCACAGGUCGCCGGGACAGCACUGUUGGUUUUAUUAG
Messenger RNA from Cylicocyclus nassatus, 303 nucleotides. Lineage: Eukaryota; Metazoa; Nematoda; Chromadorea; Rhabditida; Strongylidae. The record is from the annotation of a GenBank genome assembly.